UUCGUCAAUGCUUCAUUCUGCAUCUUUAAUUCCUAAAUAGGAUCUGGGAUGACGAGCAUUGCACUAGCGUACUUUGGGGGUGAUCUCCUUCUUGCAAGGUUCUGGUAAUUUGUGCUAGUCACUCGUACAUAUCCUUUUUAGUUGCACUUUGUUGAAGUAUGUCUCCUCCCACUAAUAGGUUGACAAGUAACGCACUCGUCUCAUCUAGUCUUUUGUACAAUGCUUCUGCCACUUGUUUGUUGUUAUAUCCAUUAUGGGGGCAGUUCCAUAUUAAGGUAUUGAAUCUAACCAAUGUCUUGUAGAAUGGCUCUCGUUCCCUUUGGCAGAAUCCGAGGCUACGGGCUUUGAGCUUUGACAGCCCUAGUAUAGCGCAAUGCAAGUAAUAAAAUCCUAGGAGUUCCUAGGGUCGAAUUCCACAAGGUCUUUUAAUAGUAACUACUCAAAACUAACACCCUGUUUUUGAGAUAACAAUGCAAAUAAAUGUAAAAGCAAUGGGUUGAGGUGUUGAUCGAAAUUCUACUCUACUAAAGAAAACAAAAGACAAACAAAGCAUGUAAGUAAAACUAUUAUCUAGGUAGCUUCAUAUUGAUGCUCAUGCAUACAAUCUCAUUAAUAAGAUGCUUCAAUGGGUCAUCUAUUAUGACACUCUAUCCCUUCCACGAAUGCAUUCCUAACCAAGCUUUUGCCACACGCAAAAGGAACAAUAGCUAGCUAAUGUGUGCUUUCGUUUGAUGUCAUCACCUAGCUAACUAAAAAAGCUAAAUUAUACAUUUGAUCACUCAAAUUAUAUGAAUCUUUCACGUUUGCCACCCAAAUUAGUUUUCUUUCUUAUUCGGCACUAACUUUACAAAUCGUUUCACCAUUAGUCACUUGUCGUUAGUCUCCGUCAACUCUGUUAGUUUUUUUAUGACGUGGCAAACAUAUUGCUGACUGGACCAUUAACUAAUGACAUGUCAAUUUUGAAGAAAAAAAAUAAAACAAUUAAUUUACACCUCAUUCUCCUCUUCCCCCUCUCCUGCUAACUGGACCAUUUACUACCAAUUCUUCUUCUUCCUCCCCUUCUCCUGCUGGAACGCCCUCUUCCGGGAAUUCCACCCACCAUGUCAAUGCCUCCCUCACCAUCAGAUCUGGGUCAUGAAGAAAGCUCUGUUUAUUAUCAUAUCCCCUUUCGACCGCUAGUUCAGUCCCACUCCCCAUAGCCGGAAUCCAACCUCUUCGUCACAUGAAAUCCUGAGAUCCAUCCAAGUAAAGUCAAAAUCCCCAAACUCCUAGCUCCAAUUUUGCCACCAGUACCCAAGUUUAAAACCUUUUGUUCUUUUCUGCUUCGCAUUAUGGUUUUGUGCUUCCAACAGCCGCUCUCUAUAGCCACUGGUGUGGGUUCCAUUCCUACGCUUCCUCUAGAGGCUACAUACUCUGCAUUUUUGGGUUUCAAGCCCAGAACUCAUCAAUAACUAGUUCAAUUUUCUGGUGAAUUCGUCAGCGGGAGAGUGAAAGGGAGAGACAAGCAUCAUCGUCGCAUGAUUACCCAUCCUUCGAAGCCAACCCAGAUCUACAAGUCGCUGAGUGAUGCACCUGGUCCAUCUCGCAUCCGAUGAUUGGUGCUUCUCCAUCAAGAUCUGCUCGUCGGCAGGGGAAUCGCUCAGACAGACGGUGGAAAUGACUAUGUCAUUCAUAGCGCUAGCCGCACCAGCCGCCGGCAUCCGGAUCCUUCGCCCCCACCCAUCCACCUUCGUAUGCCUAUCCUUAAUCGACCCCUUCGACGCCACCUCCACCGCCCAUGCCCCUCUCCCUGACACGAUUGCCAAGCUUUUGUUAUUAAUCUCGUUUUUCUAUGCAGAGAAGUCCGACAAUGGCCCAGAUCUGAUGGCAAGGGAGGCGUUGACAUGGUGGGUGGAAUUUCCGGAAGAAAGCGUUGCGACAGGAGAAGGGGAAGAAGAAGAAGUACAGUAGAAGCGAGAAGGAGUUGACAUGGUGGCGCGGGCUGCGGAGGAGAGGGUAUGGUGGAGAUGAUGGAAGUAAGAAGGAGUUGUAGAACGAGGGAGUGAGAGAAUGAGGUGUAAAUUAUUUGUUUUUUUUUUAUUUUUCUUUCAAUUUAUAUGUCAUUAGUUAAUGGUCUAGUCAGCAAUCUGUUUGCCACGUCAUUAAAAAAUUAACAGAAUUGACGGAGACUAACGGUCGGUGACUAACGGUGAAACGAUUCAUAAAGUUAGUGGUGAAUAAGAAAGAAAACUAAUUUGGAUGGCAAACGUGAAAGAUUUAUAUAAUUUGAGUGACCAAACGUGUAAUUUAGCCUAACUAAAAAUAAGGAAGUGAGGAUAGCAUGGUUAAGUGUGGGCCUCUUGAGCCAUAAUAAUUUAUAUAGCAUCGAUGAUCUAAUAAUCAAGCAUUGAUCUCUUAUAAACAUGCAUAAACUAAGCAAGCGUACACAAGGCAAUGAGAUAUCACAAGAAACUAGUUUCCUAACAUCCUAGAUGAUAUUAUAAAUGAUGCAUAUAGUAGCACAUAAUAAAGGUAAAAAAUAUUUAUGGUUAAAGCAUAGAAUGACAUAGGGAAUCGAUGAUAUAAACAAGCCUAUAAAGAUAAAGUAAGGCU
This is a messenger RNA of Linum trigynum, 2592 nucleotides long. NCBI's taxonomy places the organism in Eukaryota, Viridiplantae, Streptophyta, Magnoliopsida, Malpighiales, Linaceae. The record is from the annotation of a GenBank genome assembly.